Molecule: messenger RNA, 3093 nt
Organism: Salvelinus namaycush (lake trout)
Lineage: Eukaryota; Metazoa; Chordata; Actinopteri; Salmoniformes; Salmonidae
Gene: adamts17
Product: ADAM metallopeptidase with thrombospondin type 1 motif, 17
Exons: 23
Coding region: 1-3093 (1030 amino acids)
Biological process (GO): extracellular matrix organization; proteolysis
Cellular component (GO): extracellular matrix
Molecular function (GO): metalloendopeptidase activity
Source: RefSeq, a predicted model, not a curated record
AUGUAUUUCUGGGACAGCUUGCGAGACUCCACCCGUAGCGUGAGGAAGAAGGAGAAGAGGCAGAAGGGAGUGGAGGAGGGCCGUAGAAGGAGGAACGCCAUCCAUCUGAAUGGGUUGUAUACGGUAGAGACGGUGGUGGUGGCAGACUCAGACAUGGUGCAGUACCACGGAGCAGAGGCCGCACAGAGAUUCCUGCUCACCGUCAUGAACAUGGUGUACAACAUGUUUAACAGCAAGAGUCUGGGCGUCAGAAUCAACAUACGGGUCACCAAGCUGGUUCUGCUCCACAACCGCCCAGACAAGCUGAAAGUGGGCCACCACGGAGAAAGGUCCCUGGAGAGCUUCUGUCAGUGGCAGUGGGGGGAGUAUGGCGGCCCCCGUUACCUAGGCAACAAUUACGUGCCCGGGGGCAGGGAUGACAUCCCACCUGUGGACACGGCCGUGCUCAUCACUAGGACUGACUUCUGCGUGCACAAAGACCAGCCCUGUGACACAGUGGGUAUUGCCUAUCUGGGAGGGGCGUGCAGCUCCAAGAGGAAGUGUGUUCUGGCCGAGGACAACGGACUCAACCUGGCCUUCACCAUAGCCCACGAGCUGGGACACAACAUGGGGAUGAGCCACGAUGACGACCAUGCUACCUGUACAGGCCACUCCCACAUCAUGUCUGGCGAAUGGGUGAAGGGCCGUAACCCCAGCGACCUAUCAUGGUCCCCCUGCAGCCGUGACGACCUGGAGAAGUUCCUCAGGUCCAAAGCCAGCAGCUGUCUGCUCCACACAGACCCCAGAAGCCGCUACCAGGUCCGCCUGCCACCCAAGCUGCCAGGCAUGCACUACAGUGCAGACGAACAGUGUCAGAUCCUCUUUGGAACCAACGCCACCUUCUGCAAUGAUAUGGAGCACCUGAUGUGCGCAGGCCUGUGGUGUUUGGUGGAAGGAGACAAGUCCUGUAAGACCAAGCUGGACCCUCCUCUGGACGGCACAGAGUGUGGAGCUGACAAGUGGUGCCGGGCAGGGGAGUGUGUAAGUAAAAGCCCUAUCCCACAGCAUGUGGAUGGGGAUUGGAGCAUCUGGAGUCAGUGGAGCCAGUGCAGUAGAACCUGUGGCACCGGAGCCCAGUUCAGACAGAGGAAAUGUGACAACCCGCCGCCAGGUCCUGGUGGUAGUAACUGUCAGAAGGCCAGUGUGGAACAUAAAGUGUGUGAAGGUCCUCCCUGCCCUAAAGGAACACCCGGCUUCAGAGAGCUGCAGUGUCUCUCCCAUGACCGCCAGGCUGGCAGGAAGAAGAACAGCAUAUGGACCGCAGUCAAUAACGAUGAGAAGCCGUGUGCCCUGUUCUGUUCCCCUGUGGGGAGAGAUACCCCCAUCCUGGUGGCAGAGAGAGUGAUGGAUGGAACACCAUGUGGACCCUACGAGUCAGACCUGUGUGUCAAUGGCAGGUGUCAGAAAAUCGGCUGCGAUGGCAUCAUCGGCUCGUCAGCCAGGGAGGACCGCUGUGGGGUGUGUAACGGAGAUGGACACUCCUGUAAGAUAGUCAAGGGAGACUUCAACCAUACCAAGGGCAGGGGUUACAUCGAGGCUGCUGUCAUCCCCGUUGGUGCUAGGAGAAUCAAAGUUGUGGAGGACAAGCCCUCACACAGCUUUCUGGCAAUGAAAGACUCUACCAAGAGGUCCAUCAACAGUGACUGGAAGAUCGAGCUUCCUGGAGAGUUCCAGCUGGCCGGCACUACAGUGCGCUACGUCCGGAGAGGACUCUGGGAGAAAAUGUCCGCCAAGGGACCCACCAAGACCCCGCUGCAUCUCAUGGUGCUGUUGUUCCAUGACCAGACCUACGGGAUACACUAUGAGUACACAGUGUCUCUGAACGUAACUGAACGUGAUGAUGUCAGUGAGGAGCAGAGAGCACCAGAGCACCUCUACCUUUGGACACACAGCUCCUGGCAAUACUGCAACGUACAGUGUGGAGGAGGAGAGAGGAGGACAGUGGUGUCCUGUAUGAGGCUGGUCAAUAAGAGCAUGACUCUGGUGAAUGACAGCCUCUGCCAACCAGAGAACAGGCCAUUACCCCAAGUACGACGCUGCAACUCACACCCCUGUCAGUACAGGUGGGUGACAGGGGAGUGGGGCCAGUGCUCGGUGACGUGUGGGAAGGGUCUCCAGCUGCGUGAGGUGGGCUGUGUGUACCAGCUGCAGAACGGAUCCCUUAUCCACACACGGGACUUGUACUGCCAGGGGGGCAAACCCCCCGCCCUGCAGGGCUGCGAGGGACGCCACUGCCUCACUGCCUGGGAGGCCUCUGAGUGGUCCAAGUGUUCUUCAGACUGUGGAAGUGGGGUCCGUCGGAGGAUAGUGAGGUGCACCAACCCCCAGGGGAGCUGUGACCCCCUCUCUCAGCCUGCUGACCAGGAGCCCUGUGAGGACCACUCCAAAUGUUACGAGUGGAAGACUGGGGACUGGUCCAAGUGCUCGUCAUCCUGUGGAAAGGGCCUGCAGUCCAGAGUGGUCCAAUGUAUGCACAGAGUGACAGGUCGCCACGGUAAUGACUGCCCCGUGGUGUUCAGACCACCCACCUACCGGCCCUGUCACCAGGAGGCCUGCAAUGACAAAGUCAACGUCAACACCAUCACCUCCCCCAGAUUAGCUGCUCUGACCUACAAGUGCACAGGAGACCAGUGGACUGUGUACUGCCGUGUGAUCCGAGAGAAGAACCUGUGCCAGGACAUGAGGUGGUACCAGCGCUGCUGUGACACCUGCAGAGACUUCUACGCCAACAAAACACCCCACAAGAGUAGAGAUCCUGAUCCCCAGUUAGAGACCCUGACCCCCAGGCAGCCCCCAGUUAGAGACCCUGUCCCCCGUCCCCCAGGAAGAGACCUUGGCCCCCAGGCAGCCCCAGGUAGAGACCCUGACCCCCAGGUAGAGACCCUGUCCCCCAGGCAGCCCACAGGUAGAGACCCUGACCCCCAGGUAGAGACUGACCCCCAGGUAGAGACCCUGACCCCUAGGUCAGGAGGCCCUCAGGUAGAGACCCUGACCCCCAGGAAGCCCCCAGGCAGAGACCCUGGCCCCCAGGCAGACCCCAGGAAGAGACCCUGA